Messenger RNA from Oncorhynchus mykiss (rainbow trout), 2138 nucleotides. RefSeq names its product aquaporin-9. Gene Ontology annotation, biological process: water transport; glycerol transmembrane transport. Gene Ontology annotation, cellular component: plasma membrane; basolateral plasma membrane. Gene Ontology annotation, molecular function: urea transmembrane transporter activity; water channel activity; glycerol channel activity. The record is from RefSeq and is a predicted model, not a curated record. Lineage: Eukaryota; Metazoa; Chordata; Actinopteri; Salmoniformes; Salmonidae.
GAUACUAAGGGAAGGAGGGGUUAUAUCCUGAACUACCGGAGAGACGCUCAUGUUCACGCUCACACUACUCGUCAACUGUCUGUCCUGACAAGAGUGAGACAUCAGAUGUCCGCGGGAAAUAUGGACCAUGAGAGGAAAAGAAAAAUGAAGGAGCAAUGUGCCCUGAGGAAGGACAUCAUCAAAGAGUUCCUGGCAGAAUUUCUGGGGAUAUUCGUAUUAAUACUAUUUGGAUGUGGCUCGGUGGCCCAGACGGUGCUGAGUAAGGGAGCUCUGGGAGAACCCCUGACCAUCCACAUCGGCUUCACUCUGGGGGUGAUGAUGGCCGUCUACGUGGCUGGGGGAGUUUCAGGGGCCCAUGUGAACCCAGCAGUCUCCCUGGCCAUGGUGGUCCUGGGCAAGCUGCCAAUAAAGAAGUUCCCUGUCUACGUGGCAGCACAGUUCCUGGGUGCCUUUGCUGGAUCUUGUGCUGUCUAUGGGUUGUAUUAUGAUGCCUUAAUGGAACACACAGGAGGAGUUAUGCAAGUUACUGGCGUCAAUGCCACAGCUAAUAUAUGGGCUUCCUACCCUGCCAAGCACAUCUCAGUCCUUGGAGGAUUCGUAGACCAGGUAAUAGGAACAGCUGCCUUGAUCCUGUGCAUUCUGGCCAUUAUUGAUGGGAAGAACAUUGGAGCUCCUAAAGGGAUGGAGCCACUGUGCAUUGGCCUGAUCAUCAUGGCCAUCGGAGUGUCCAUGGGACUCAACUGUGGCUAUCCCAUCAACCCUGCUAGAGACCUGGGCCCAAGGCUCUUCACUGCUGUGGCCGGUUGGGGCAUGGAGGUGUUCCGUGCUGGAGGCUGCUGGUGGUGGAUCCCAGUAGUGGGGCCCAUGGUGGGAGGAGUGGUGGGAGCCGCCGUUUACUUCCUGUUCAUCGAGCUGCACCAUGCCGAGCCUGAGAAACAGAGGGAGAACAACAUCAAGGACAAAUACGAGAUGGUCACCCUGAGUUAGACAAAGAGGCCAUGAGCACCAAUGGUACUGAGGCUUGGCAGCUUCCUACCCCUUUAACCCUCAACAGGCUAAACAUUCACCUCAAUGAGGCCACACUUGACACAACCUUCUCCGCUUGCACUAGAGUAAUUUCCUCUGUCUAAGGGACCUGAGGUCAGGUCUCAGUCUCUGCACUCUCAUGGACAGGUCCGCUGAAAGAAUGCCAGUUGAGCCAACACAUAAAAAACACAAACAGUAUGUAAUGUUAAAUUCACAAUCACAAGCUGAGAUCUCAGGCAUGUUUACUAGCCCAUGACAUCAUCAUCAGGUGUUCAGACUAUCCAUUCUACUCUGAGGAUAGUUCCUGAGUACAGUGAUUUUUAAGAAUUUACAUUGCAUUUCUUGUUUGUACUCUCUCUCUCGUGGAGCACAGAACUGUGUAUCGUGACACGGCAUCACUUCUAAAUUAUUUUUAUCUGACUUUUAUUUCCUCGUAUAUAACGUUCCUGCUGUCGUGUGCACACAUUUUCAUAGAAGCAUGAGUAGGGAAGCCUAGUAUCUACAGUACCAUUGGACAUGUUUUAAUAAACAAAAUACUGUAUGAAGAGUCCAAUGAGAGAUAGUUUACCCCACUGGCCAAUAGCCAUAUGGGAAUGUAUAAAAAUUGUUUGUUUAUCGUAAUCAAUACGUUAUUCCUCCAAUGAUGUGACUAGGAUUUAACCACUGAGGAACUCCUACACUAUGACCUAUAGUGAACUGGACAAUAACAGAUAACAUCAGUGCAACUUCCAAGAAUAGAGCCCUUCAACUCAGACAAAAACACUCAAAUGAACCAAAUGAUGUUAUUUAGCCAUGGGUGGGCAGAGCAACAUGGAUGGGCAGAGGAACAUGGGUGGACAGAGGAACAUGGGUGGACAGAGGAACAUGGGUGGACAGAGGAGCAUGGGUGUGCAGAGGAACAUGGGUGGGCAGAGGAACAUGGGUGUGCAGAGGAACAUGGGUGUGCAGAGGAACAUGGGUGGGCAGAGGAACAUGGGUGGGCAGAGGAACACUAGUUCCCUAUUCCCAAAAGAGCCCUCACCAAUGGAACACAUAGCAUUUUAUAACCUGUAUGUGGCUUACUACUGAACCAGAUAUAAUUCGUAAGGAAUAAUAAAGCUCUUUAGAAAUUA